AUGACACUAGACAAGCGUAACGACGACGACUCUGUCGUCCUCACCACCUCCUCGGCUUCGAGGACGGAGUCAGUAUCAUCAACAGCAAGCUCGAAAUCCAACACUCUUUCAUCAUCAUCAUCAUCAUCAUCAUCAUCAUCAUCAUCAUCACAACAAUAUGAGAGCGACUCGGAUUUCCUGGCUAGCCAACUGCUAACUACCUCAGUAAAUAAAGCAUAUACCCAGGCAUCCGAUUCCACCAGCAGUUCUACUAGUACAGAAAGUGAGGUCCUUUUAUUCAUAUCUUCUGGCCAAUCACUGAGCUACGAGUCGUCUAUCGGAGUGAUAUCAAAUUCUGUUUCACUGUUUCUGGAAACUGACAAGUCGUCUACUAUCACAACAACAGACUCCUCCACAUUAUCCAGUCACGAAUCUUCAACAACAAAAGACCACCAAUCAACAACUUCCUCAAUAUCAGCAUCCCAGGUGUCAAUUAUCACUACUCUCUCAAUACCCUCUGGAAACUUGACUACUUCUACCUUUUUAUCUACAUUGUCAUCAUCAUCAUCAUCAUCCUCAUCAUCGGAUAUCAAAAACAACUACACAUCCGUCCACACAGAAACAUUGACGGUCACCCAAGCAUACUCCAUGGAUAAAAGUGUCCUCUACAAGACCGAUUAUUCUACGAUAUUAGUGGUAACUCAACCACAACUAACGACAUUUGGCUAUGUUUAUACUCAGCCAUAUGAGGUCACCGGAACAACUACAACUUUUGAAGCUAGCGUCCCUACAACCGUCAUCGUAACGACUUAUGAUUUAGAUACCCAAAUUAGCUUGUCAAACUUUGCAACCAUUACGGUUAACUCAGACUAUUAUAAACAUAACAUUUUAAACGAGGACACUAAAACUGACAAUGUCCCAAAACUUGCAGGGGGAAUCACUGGCUCUAUUGGUGGAUUCCUUGUGGUGCUUUUUAUUGUGAUUUGGUUAUGCAAAAAGAAGAGCCCUACAUUGUUAUUCGGAUCAAAGCGGUCAGCAAACCCAUUCAAUGAAAAGUCUGCUACAAUGCCAGAUUCUAAAGACCCUAAGAAUGACUCUAGCGAUAUAAUCAAUAAUGAGGUUUUGGAGAAGAGCCGUUUUGAUAGAUUGGUUGGCAAAUUCAAGAAAUCUCGCCCCGAAACUCUUAGAAGACUUUCUGCCGAUAGUAACUUGACUAUAAAUAGCGUGCCUUCAACAACAGUUAGCACUUGCACAGCGAGUACUGCCGGAAGUGAUAAUGGGUUGUUUGCUAUGAGGGAUAAUCUUUUACAAGGGCUUUCUUUAAAGAAGUCGGAUAAUGGGAACGAACCUGAGAAAAAGAACGCCAAAUCACACAACCAACAUUAUUCAAGAAAUAGAGUGAUUGAUACAGUUUACGAGGAAAGCAAUGAGAGUUUGAACUCAUCGAGAAGAUCAUCGUUGGCAUCUUCAGGCUCCAUUUUCUAUAACAAGUCAAGGAAGAGCUCGAUUGAUGGGAAUUCUAAAUUGGGUCUCUCAUCACCAAAGGAAACUCCAGAAUAUGCUAACAGCACGAUUGAUAAAAAGGAAAUUCCUAAACGGCCGCCUCCUAGAAAGACUAAAAGUCAAAAUUUCUAUUCUAAAAGUGGUGGAUUCCAAAGCCGUCGGUACGAAAGAUCUGGGUUGCGUAAUUAUUAUAGUACUGAGAAUCCGUUUGAAGUGGAAGGCUCUGUCGAUGAUAUAGAAUCAUCAUCUCUGACGGAAUCAUCCUUCAGUACACACGACUUUGAAUAUGACAAUGGAUCGGACACUAGAAGAGCCCCUCCUGCUCCUCCGAAACCUAGAAAGUCUUCUCAAAAUCAUGUCAAUGAUGAAAACAAUAAUUUCGGGUAUAUUGACAAAUUUGCCAACGACACUGAAUACAAUAAGAGAAGAUCUUACGAAAGUGCUUCCAGUGGUGAACCAUUCAUCAAUAAUGAUAUGGAAGUUUAA
Messenger RNA from Saccharomycopsis crataegensis, 1968 nucleotides. RefSeq lists its product as uncharacterized. The transcript has a single exon. Bases 1 to 1968 code for a protein of 655 amino acids. The record is from RefSeq and is a predicted model, not a curated record. Lineage: Eukaryota; Fungi; Ascomycota; Saccharomycetes; Ascoideales; Saccharomycopsidaceae.